AUGACUGAGCUUCGUCGGAAGUUGGUGAUUGUGGGUGAUGGUGCCUGCGGUAAGACAUGUUUGCUGAUUGUCUUCAGCAAGGGCACCUUCCCCGAGGUCUACGUUCCUACUGUGUUUGAGAACUAUGUUGCUGAUGUGGAAGUAGAUGGUCGUCACGUUGAGUUGGCGCUCUGGGAUACUGCUGGUCAGGAAGACUACGACCGUCUGCGCCCGCUGUCGUACCCCGACUCUCAUGUGAUCCUCAUCUGUUUCGCCAUUGAUUCGCCUGACAGUCUUGAUAAUGUCCAGGAGAAGUGGAUCUCUGAAGUGCUGCACUUCUGCCAAAAUCUGCCCAUUAUCCUGGUGGGCUGCAAGAAGGAUCUUCGUCGUGAUCCCAAGAUCAUUGAGGAGCUGCGCAAAACGAGCCAGCGCCCUGUGACGCCUGAGGAGGGUAUGGCUGUGGCAUCAAAGAUCGGUGCUGUCCGCUACCUUGAAUGCAGCGCUAAGACAGGUGAAGGCGUGCGGGAAGUGUUUGAGCACGCGACUCGCGCGGCGCUUAUACAGAAGCCUCGUGGUGGCCGGAGUGGCAAGAGUAAGUGCCUUGUGCUUUGA
This is a messenger RNA of Malassezia restricta, 591 nucleotides long. RefSeq names its product Ras, member A. Gene Ontology annotation, biological process: small GTPase-mediated signal transduction. The transcript is spliced from 3 exons. Gene Ontology annotation, molecular function: GTP binding; GTPase activity. The coding region runs from base 1 to 591 and encodes 196 amino acids. The record is from RefSeq and is a predicted model, not a curated record. Lineage: Eukaryota; Fungi; Basidiomycota; Malasseziomycetes; Malasseziales; Malasseziaceae.